Carcharodon carcharias (great white shark) is the source of this 1132-nucleotide messenger RNA. RefSeq names its product signal recognition particle 19 (gene srp19). Bases 60 to 488 code for a protein of 142 amino acids. Gene Ontology annotation, molecular function: 7S RNA binding. Gene Ontology annotation, cellular component: signal recognition particle, endoplasmic reticulum targeting. Gene Ontology annotation, biological process: SRP-dependent cotranslational protein targeting to membrane, signal sequence recognition; SRP-dependent cotranslational protein targeting to membrane. The transcript has 5 exons. The record is from RefSeq and is a predicted model, not a curated record. Lineage: Eukaryota; Metazoa; Chordata; Chondrichthyes; Lamniformes; Lamnidae.
CAGAGGUCGAGCUUCCGGUGUGGGACAGGCUGACUCAGCGGGAAGCGGAGUGAGGCAGCAUGGUGUAUAUGGACAAAACUCACGCCGACCGAGAGAGGUUUAUUUGCAUAUAUCCAGCAUAUAUAAACAGCAAAAAGACUAUAGCAGAAGGAAGGAGAAUACCAGUAGAGAAGGCUGUUGAAAACCCAACAUUUGGAGAAAUUAGAGAUGUUUGUGCAGCAGCAGGACUGAUUGUCGCUGUAGAGAAUAAACUCUACCCACGUGAGUGGAACAGAGAUGUACAAUUCAGAGGCAGAAUACGGGUUCAAUUGAAAAAUGAAGAUGGGUCCUUCUGUUUAGAGCAGUUUCCCACACGUAAGUCAGUAAUGUUAUACGUAGCUGAAAUGAUUCCAAAACUGAAGACCAGGACACAGAAGGCUGGAGGAGGAGAUCAGAAUGCACAACCAGGGGAAGGUGGCAAGAAAGGGAAGAAGAAGAAGAAGAAGUAAUUCUGUUGAUGUUGCUGGCUUCAGUUAGAUUUAUUUUCAAACCAUUCCUAUAUCGUAAACACGUUGAGCAUGCUGUUUUCAUUUGGUCCAUAAUGUAGGACAAAUCUGGCACCACCUUUAUUCUAAGUAGUGGGAGGGAAUAAAUUCAAAACAUUAUAAUUGGUUUAGAUUAAGUUAGGAACAUUUUCCUGAUAUUUUUAAGUGCCUGUGGUUAAGCUUUCACUGCAUGUCUGAUUUAGAGGGUGUCCAUAACAAAAUUAAUAUAAUUCAUAAAUUAUGUUGUAAGUCAAGUCCAAUUAUAGGUCCUCAAACGGGCAGUCAUUUUUGAAUAUUCAAGUGCUUUUCCUGUUUACUGGUUCACUAGAAUGGAGUUUAAGCUGAUCAAGAAGCGUAAAUAGUAGCUGAAAUGUAGAUUUGACAGAGCUCUUUUUCAGGGAGCAAAUUAUCAGAAGGACAGAAGUGUGACAUUCAAAGUAAGAAUUUGUCAACACAUGAAGCUGCAAAAUUUGGCUGACAUGGACAUGAUGGGUUGAAUGAUCUGCUGCUGUUCCAUAAUGCUAAAGCUGCCUGGCAGGUUUUUUGUUUAAACAGAACUUCAUGUCUUUUGUCAAGCUAAUUGUAAUGAAAUAAAUAGUUGUUUUCAA